CAGGACGUUGACAUGGUUCUACUACGGGAAAGCUUCUUAUCCCUCCAGUACUGCGGCAUUUGGCCACCACUUCACUUGGAUUCUAAGAGCUGGCAGUAUAGAGCUUAUUCCCUGUACACGAUCUACAUAGUGGCUGUUAUGUAUUGGUUCACAUUCUCAGAACUGAUUAAUCUACUAAUUACGACCGACGGUAUCGAGGAUUUUUCUGAUACUUGUUUCAUGCUGCUAUCGACAGCUGCCGUAUGCGCCAAAAUUCUGAUAACUCUGAUGAAACGAUCGGAGAUUAGAGAUGUUCUUGUUGCUCUUGAGAGUUAUCCAUAUAAACCGAUGAAUUUGGAGGAACAGAAAAUUCAGGAUGAAUAUGAUGGGCAGGUCAGAUUUCUUACCUUCUUUUAUGGUGUGGCUACAGAAAUAACGGUAUGGUGUAUGACCAUCUUCACAUUUUUCCAAGGGAUACCCUUCGGGGUACUGCCAUACAAGGCAUGGGUACCCUACGAUUACUCGGAACCCAGGGUGUACUGGUUCACGUAUUAUCAACAGCUACUCAGUGUCCUUCUUGCUGCCAAUCUCGACAUAGGAUUUGACACAAUUAUUCCAGGAUUUAUGCUGCAGAUAUGCGCCCAGUUCAAUAUUUUGAAGUGCAGAUUACAUCGAGUUGUCAAUUACUUUGAUGAUAUGGAAUUCUCACAGAAGCGAUCUAGUGAGACUUUGGUAUUUUAUGAAAAUCGUCUCGUCGACUGCAUUAAAUAUCACCGGGAUAUCUUUGAAAUGGCCGAUAAAAUUAAUUCCCUGUUCACGAGCAUUAUUUUUGUGCAAUAUGCUGCGAGUUUUAUCAUAAUAUGUGUCAGCGUGCUACUUAUCUCGCAGAUGCCAUUAUUUUCCCCAAAAUUUUUAGCCCUCUUCAUGUACCUCUCGUGCAUGCUCUUGCAAAUCUUCAUGUUCUGCGCUGCUGGGAAUGAAGCCACAAUCCAAUGUCAAAAUAUGAUAAAUGGAAUCAGUGGUAGUAGAUGGUACCUUUUGGGAAGUCGUAUGAAGAAAUACCUCGUACUCAUGAUGCUUCGAACUUUGAGACCGGUUCGAUUUGUCAGUGGAUUUGUUAUCGUGCUCUCUUUGGAUUCCUUCUGCAUUCUCAUAAAAAAGUCUUACUCGGCUUACACAGUCCUACAAAGAUCUUCAAGUUGAUUCUAACGUAAUAACAUGGAAAUAUGAAAUCAGCCGUUGCUUCAAUCAUGGAAAAUUGUUUGGAAAAAUUUAUU
This is a messenger RNA of Diachasmimorpha longicaudata, 1256 nucleotides long. RefSeq names its product odorant receptor Or1-like. The transcript has 5 exons. Gene Ontology annotation, molecular function: odorant binding; olfactory receptor activity. The coding region runs from base 13 to 1182 and encodes 389 amino acids. The record is from RefSeq and is a predicted model, not a curated record. Lineage: Eukaryota; Metazoa; Arthropoda; Insecta; Hymenoptera; Braconidae. Gene Ontology annotation, cellular component: plasma membrane. Gene Ontology annotation, biological process: detection of chemical stimulus involved in sensory perception of smell; sensory perception of smell.